This is a messenger RNA of Anguilla anguilla (European eel), 1361 nucleotides long. Its product is annotated as chemokine-like protein TAFA-2. Gene Ontology annotation, molecular function: receptor ligand activity. The coding region runs from base 16 to 441 and encodes 141 amino acids. The transcript has 5 exons. The record is from RefSeq and is a predicted model, not a curated record. NCBI's taxonomy places the organism in Eukaryota, Metazoa, Chordata, Actinopteri, Anguilliformes, Anguillidae.
CAGCACCGGUGAAUCAUGAAGUCGUUGAUUGGCCGCACACAAAUGCGGGACAGAGAGCUACAGAACGCGUGCAAAUGGGGUCUACUGCUCGCCCUCUGCCUGGCGUCGCUAUGGGGACGGCUGACCCUGGCCGCGUCGCACAGGAGCCACAUAGUGCACGUGAAAGCGGGGACCUGUGAGGUCAUCGCGGCCCAUCGCUGCUGCAACAAGAACAAGAUCGAGGAGCGGUCCCAGACCGUCAAGUGCUCCUGCUUCCCCGGCCAGGUUGCCGGGACAACGAGAGCCGCCCCAUCCUGCGUGGACGCCUCCAUAGUAGCGCAGAAGUGGUGGUGCCAGAUGCAGCCCUGCAUGGACGGGGAGGAGUGCAAGGUUCUGCCCGACCUGAAGGGCUGGAGCUGCAGCACGGGCAACAAAGUCAAGACCACCAAGGUCACGCGAUAGUCCGGCUUUCCUUCAGGGGGCGUGGCCGGCGUUGGGGACUCUCGUUUUGUGCACGGCUGCCAUUGGAGGAGUGACUCGGCGCUCAUUUUGCUUGCGGCGGACAUGUUUGUUUGGGGGGAGGGCAGGGGGAGGGGAGGGGAGGGGAGGGGGGGGUGGCCUGCCGGACCAAGACUUGCAAAAAAAUAAAAAUAAAAAAAUGGAAAAAAAAGACUCAAAAGACUGAUACCCAGUUAUAUGGGAGCGGGAACUUGGACCUGUAAACAUACGUAUGAACUUGAGGACUCCCAGUCAAAUUAAAGUACUCUGUGUUUAUCGCACUGCUCCCCCCCCCCCCCCCUCGUACCUGACCCCCCCCCAUUGAUAUCACGCAGUGUGCAGGGACAUCCUGCUUUUAAGGUGGCCCUUCAGUCCAUGACAAACCCUGGGUUUAUAAAAGAGAACAGCAGAAGAGAAAGAGCACACACACCUCAUAGCAUUUAAAAAAAAAACUUAUUUAUUUUUUACUAACGCCUAGUGCAGUGGGUUCAUGUGUAUUGAUUUCCUUCAUCUAACCCGUAAAUGCUUACAGUGCAUCCAUUUUCUAUUAUCUGAAAGCAGCCAUUUUGUUUUAAUUGGAUUUUUGUCUCUAAAAAAAUAAUGUUUGCUUUCACUUUGGGGAUGAUGUUGGGACUGACAUCUGAUAUUGGUCUUGAUUUUUAUGAAAAGGACUAAUGUUUUCAGGUGAAAUGCCUAAAAAAAUAAUUACAUUGUAAAAGUUGUGGUACGAAUAUGUUGAAACUUAGUGUAAAGAGAUUUUUCAUUGACUCAAUCAGAAUGAAAACUGGAGGUACUGCAGUUUUAAUAUCUGUUUCUAAAACCUCAGUAACCACUUUUGAGUAAAUGUGUGAGUAUUGUCGCAAAUAAAGUUAUUUCAAAAGAAA